AUGGCUCAUCUGCUCCCGUCCAACGGCGGCGGCGUUAGCGGGAUGCACAAUGGCCGGGUCACGCGGCGGCCUGUCCCGAGUCUGAGCGCCAAGUCAUCCGAGAGGUUGCGGAUGGAAGCCGACGCGCAGGCGGGGCCGCCGGCGGCAGUGGUAGUGUCGAGUCCCGAGCAGCCGCGCGAGAUCGUCGUGCGCGAUCGCCAUGGUGAGAUCGAGAUGGGCUCUCCGGCCUCGCCAGAGAUGGACGACCAGGGCGAUUCGCCGCUUGAUUCUCAGAAGGAGGCAGACGAGGAGAGUCAUAGGCUGGUAGAGGCCAUCAAGAGUCAUCAAAUGCACAGCGCCGGACUCCAGGACCAUCCCGAUGAACUACUCGAAGCCGUCAAGACGAGCAUGAGGGGCAAAGUGGCCCGUCUCUCAGAGGACAGCUGGAUGUACGAACGUGGCCCAGGGCGGGGCAUAUGA
This is a messenger RNA of Geosmithia morbida, 459 nucleotides long. RefSeq lists its product as uncharacterized. The transcript is spliced from 4 exons. The record is from RefSeq and is a predicted model, not a curated record. The coding region runs from base 1 to 459 and encodes 152 amino acids. NCBI's taxonomy places the organism in Eukaryota, Fungi, Ascomycota, Sordariomycetes, Hypocreales, Bionectriaceae.